Porites evermanni is the source of this 441-nucleotide messenger RNA. NCBI's taxonomy places the organism in Eukaryota, Metazoa, Cnidaria, Anthozoa, Scleractinia, Poritidae. The record is from the annotation of a GenBank genome assembly.
AUGGAACGCCAUAACUGUCUUAUGAUAUUUUGUUUUCUUAUCCGUGGUGUUUUUCUUAUCAUCUUCGGUUCUUGUAUCAUGAUAUUCGGUGCUCUGGUUGCUAUGAUCGGUGUCAGUGACCUUAUACACGGCUCUUUAUCCAAGGUACUCGGUACUUUCCACAUUAUACCCGGUGUGCACGCCAUUAUACUCACUGCUAAUCACUUUAUACUCGGUGCGUUUGCCAUUAUAUUCGGUGCUUAGAUCAAUUUUAGCGGUGCAGCUUUCUUUAUAUUCGGUGGCUAGUUUGCCAUGCUCGGUUCUUUGUCCGUAGUCAGUUUGCACCUGAUUUGUGGUCAGUUUAGCAUCCGGUUCGAUGCGAACAUAUUGCUACUCGGUGCAAACAACUUGCUACUCGGUGCUCAGCAAUUCGGUUCAUAUAGGAUUAUAUUUGGUGCAUUU